UACAAGUGAAGGGAGAAAAGUCAUGGUAAAUGUCACUAAAGGACUUUUAGUUGAAUGUGAUGCAGCUAUGAAGCAGUUUCUAUUGCAUCUGGAUGAGACAUUUGCCUUAGGACGAAAAUUUAUUAUUCAAGAUCUGGAUGAAAGACAUUUAUUUAUUUCUUCUGAUAUUUUAGAUACUUUGCAAACAAAAGUAGAUGAUCUUAUGGAUCAGAUAUCAUUUCCUUUAGCAGAAAAAGGAAUAUAA
Habropoda laboriosa is the source of this 244-nucleotide messenger RNA. RefSeq names its product general transcription factor IIH subunit 5 (gene Tfb5). Gene Ontology annotation, cellular component: transcription factor TFIIH core complex; transcription factor TFIIH holo complex. Bases 23 to 244 code for a protein of 73 amino acids. The transcript is spliced from 2 exons. Lineage: Eukaryota; Metazoa; Arthropoda; Insecta; Hymenoptera; Apidae. Gene Ontology annotation, biological process: nucleotide-excision repair; nucleotide-excision repair, preincision complex assembly; transcription initiation at RNA polymerase II promoter. The record is from RefSeq and is a predicted model, not a curated record.